AGUGUGACAAAGACCUGCUGAUUGACAUCCUGACUCAGCGCUGCAAUGCCCAGAGGCUGAUGAUUGCAGAGGCCUACCAGAGCAUGUACGGCAGGGACCUGAUUGGCAUGCUGAAGGAGCAGCUUUCUGAUCACUUCAAGGACGUCAUGGUUGGCCUCAUGUACCCGCCACCAUCCUACGAUGCACACGAACUCUGGCACGCCAUGAAGGGAGCAGGCACCGAUGAGAACUGCCUCAUUGACAUAUUAGCUUCGAGAACCAAUGGAGAAAUUUUCCAGAUGCGGGAAGCCUACAGUUUGCAAUACAACAACAACCUCCAAGAGGACAUUCAGUCAGAGACCUCGGGACACUUCAGAGACACCCUCAUGAACCUGGUCCAGGCAACCAGACAGGAGGGCUACACGGACCCCGCCAUGGCCGCCCAGGACGCAAUGGUGCUGUGGGAGGCCUGCCAGCAGAAGACCGGGGCGCACAAAACCAUGCUCCAGAUGAUCCUGUGCAACAAGAGCUACCAGCAGCUGUGGCUGGUUUUCCAGGAAUUUCAAAAUAUCUCUGGGCAAGACAUAGUAGAUGCCAUCAAUGAUUGUUACGACGGAUACUUCCAGCAGCUGCUGGUUGCCAUUGUGCUCUGUGUUCGAGAUAAACCAGCCUACUUUGCUUAUCGACUGCACAGUGCCAUCCAUGACUUUGGUUUCCAUAAUAAAACCGUGAUCCGGAUCCUCAUUGCUAGAAGUGAAAUAGACUUGAUGACCAUAAGAACACGGUACAAAGAGAGAUAUGGGAAAUCCCUGUUUCAUGAUAUCAGACACUUUGCUUCAGGGCACUAUAAGAAGGCACUGCUGGCCAUCUGUGCUGGUGACAUGGAGGACUGCUGACACAGAGGGGAGGAUGGGGAGCGCCGGGCACUCUUCACAGACACAUCAGAGCACAGAGUGUGACACAUGCGUUGUCACUCACACCACCACCAAACUACAAGAUCAAAUUUUCUCUUCUGUCUGUAAAAUUAUUCCAAAAUCUAUGAAUGAAAAUCUAUGAUCAAGGAUUUGCACCUGUUAUUUGAUCAUCAAAGAAUUAAUUUGUAUAUGAUGGAAUAAUAACAAUA
Molecule: messenger RNA, 1102 nt
Organism: Oryctolagus cuniculus (rabbit)
Lineage: Eukaryota; Metazoa; Chordata; Mammalia; Lagomorpha; Leporidae
Source: RefSeq, a predicted model, not a curated record